CUAGUUUAAAUAUUCAGCUAUUUUUCUCUGUGGUCGACUAGUUGUACUGGAGUCCACUGCACAGCUAUGCUGCACAGUGAAAGCGUCAGUCGCAGGUUCACCGACUGUUGAUGGACACAGUGAAUUGGAUUUUAAAUGUUUGUUAUUAUAGAGAUAUUUGUAAAAAAUAGGCCAGCUGUCGAUGCAGGUCGUACACGAAGAAUAUUAACUCCGAGAGGGGUUUGAAUAGUAUUAGCUUGUGUGCUUCUAUAGCAAGCUAUCAACAGGAUAAAGAAGCUAGCUAGCCAUGGUUCUAAUGAUGGAAUCGCAAUGCGAGUAUUUUAUGUAUUUCCCUGCCGUUCCCAUCACGGACCUGUCCGACCCGUCAAAAUACCGAACUCUCCCCCGGCGCAGUCACCUCUACCUCGGCGAAACGGUACAGUUCUUGCUGGUCCUGCGGUCCAGAGAUGGAGUGUCGGGCUCGAGCGGGACAAAGGGAAGCGGGUCAAGUGACAGCGGUACCCGUGCUUGGAAGGAGCUGGUAGGGUCCCUCUCUGCUGUAGCAAGUGUCUGCCCUGGAGAGAGCCGACAUCGCUCCCAACUUCACCCCCACGAGUUCCAGAGAAGCUACAGCGACGACGGUGUAGACGAGGAUCCCGACGAGGUUGACUUUGCUUCGGGUACAGUCCACACAGCCAGAAGGGAGUCCAGGAAUCGAGGUUUCAGAGAAUGCAAGCCACUUCUCAUACACAAUAACACGGGGAGUGAUGGACGGCAGUAUCGGCGCGCACCGGUUCAGGUAAUAUGAAAUUAUGAAUGGCAGUAGUCAUAAUUGGAGGAAAAUAUGGCACAAUGAUUGGACUAUAAACAUAACAACUAGCUAAUAGCGUAUUGAGGUUUAUAAUAGGCUACGUGUACACCUGCUGUGUAAAAUAGGAAGUGCUGACAUUUCCUGAGCAUAUAAGAAAGUGCAACGCUCGUGCAGCAAAGUACAAAUGUAAACCACAACAGUCAACCAGACCUUUUUUCAACUUCCUGCAAGCACUGACCUAUGACAGUUGGAACAAUCUAAAAUACUAUCUGACAGCAGAACUGGGUUCAAAUACUUUUGGGAAUAAUUUCAAAUAACCUACUUUGUGCUUGAUUGAGCAUUCCUGUUGCAAUGGCACUAAUAGAACAGUUCCAAAAAUAUGAACGCAGCCCACCUGGCACUCCAGGCAGACUAAACCAAACGCUCAAAGAAUGUGAAAAAUGUCAAGUAGUAUGUGAACCCAGGUGUGUCUGACAGACAGCUUGUUAUUGUGGCAAGGAGCACAGGUUGGUUCUAGCUACAGUCACUGUGAAAUAGACGCCUCAAACUUUCUUGAGUCUUAACCAACCAACACUUCUUUCGAUUUGUCCAAACUUGACAUUGAGAGAGAGUGGGAGAGGGAGAGAGAGAGAUGGUGUAAGGAGUAUUUGCUCACACUUGCCUGUUAUCAAGCCUUGCAAGACAGACAACAAUAACCUAUUAAUUAUUUUCAGACUACAUUGGCAGAGAAUUCAGACAUACAUGCCAACUCAACCUCAUAGCCAAACAAAUUAACUUAACCUUGAGGUGUUGGCAAUCCAGGGUAACAAUCACCCACUAUGAAAGUCAAUAGUAAGCAUGGGACAAAUAGAGCGAAUGAAUGAGUGUUUGUUGCACACACUCCUAUUUGCCAUAUCCUUUGUGAAAGAUAGAUCCCUCUUCUUCUAUUACAUUUGACCAUAAUAAUAGUGUACUAGCAGGUGGAAUGACUCACAUCUCAAUCGGUAAUCUAUAGUGCAAAUAUAGAAUACAAACUUUCUUUGUCCAUACAUCCUCCUCCUCCAUUGUUUACAUAAUCCUCUCUCUCUCUCUCUCUCUCUCUCUCUCUCUCUCUCUCUCUCUCUCUCUCACUCUCACUCUCACUCUCACUCUCUGUCUCACACACACACUCUCUUUUUCUCUCCCUCCCCCUCCCUGUCUCUCCCUCUUGCUUUCUCAUUGUUUGUAAUAGCGUAUUUCUGUCUCUUCCUCUCUCUCCUAGUCACCCAUGGACGAGCCAGUGGUAUUGAACGAUGAGGUCAUAUUCCCUCUGACCGUCUCAUUGGACAAACUCCCCGUCAACACCCUCAAGGUCAAGGUGAGAAGUCAUGCAGUGUGUGUCUGUGUGUGAGUGAGUGAGUGAUAGAGAGAGACUUUUUCUCUCUACUCGUCUCUCUAUCCGUGUUCCCAUCGUCUCUCCAUUUCCUCCCCCACUCUGUGUUGUCUCAGAUUGUAGUGACUAUACUCUAUGCAUGUUCACAACCUUGUCAUAACCUCUCUAUUCCUGUUUAUGUCAGAUUGGAGUGACUCUAUUCAUAUUCAUAACCUUGAUAUGACCUCUAUGCAUGUUCAUAACCUUGUUGUAACCUCUAGUUUCCUGUCUAUGUCAGAUCAUAGUGACGGUGUGGAAGCAGGAGGUGGAAAAGGCAGAGAUCAGGGAACAUGGUUACCUCACCAUCCUACAGCUGAGGAGCCCCACACACACCUUCAGACAAGACCUUAAUACCUUCAAAGCCCAGGGUCAGAGUCCUACACUGCCUUGCAGCUUACACUGCCUCUCCAGUGGCCCCCUCUGGGUUGUGACUAAGAAGGAUAAUUACUAUCUUAGAUUCUAAAACAUUAUCUAAAUUCACUGUAAGGCCUACCAAAUGAGUAUAGGCCUACCUAUUUAAAAUACAUUUUCAAUAUAAAGUAAAACAACGCAAUUCACGAUGAUGAACAACUGCAAUAUACAUUCAGUGUAAUGUGUAUUAAAAGUGUCCCUCUCUCUUUUUCUCUCUCUCUUUCUCCCCCAUACCCCCCCCCCCCCCCGUCCCCCCCGUCCCCGUCCAGUCAGCACCACGUUGAGUGUUCUUCCUCCACCAACUGUGAAAUGUCAACAGAUGACUGUCUCCGGGAAGCACCUGACCGUCCUCAAAGGUGGGGGAAGACUACAAAAGGGUUAUUCGGCUGUCCUCAUAGGAUAACCCUUUUUGGUUCCAGGUAGAACCCUUUUUGGAAACGGUUCUAAAUGGAGCCCAAAAGGGUUAUACCUGGAAUCAAAAAGGGUUAUUCUAUGGGGACAGCCGAAUAACCCUUUUAUUUACUAGUUAGCACCUUUUUUUCUAAGAGUGUAAUACUUUUACACGCUGCUAUAUUGUGGUGGGGGAAUACUAACAUUGUCGCACCUGAUCGUUCUCAAAGAUAGGGAGCAGAGGGGGACUAACUCUGUUAAACUUGGGCUAUAGUGUGGUUUAUUUAUUUAUUAAAUAACUCCCCUUAGAUGUGUAUUAUUCACUAUAAUCCACGGGUUCACAUGCCUUAUUGUUUGAAUACAACCUAUUCUAUACUUAACCACAAAUGCUUAUGACCAGGAGUUCUUUCUGACCACCUGAAAAUAGAAUAAUUGGGCCCUCGCUGUAGCCUGUAACUGUGAGGGUAGGGGCUUAGAAUUUAUGAGUCCGAUAACUCUACUCUGAAGCAGAGCCAAGAGCUCAUGACUCCUGGUGACCAAAGUUAAGAUUGAAACAAGGCUUAGCUGGUUUAAGGAAGUGCUUUAGCCUUUUAUGAAAGGGGUUUAGCCACAUAAAUCCACUGAACUGUAUCCUAGUCCUCAGCGCAGGGCUAAGAUCAAUAACAACCCUCUCAUGUGUGUAAAAUCCUGUUAAUUCACUGUAUUUAAUUCAUCAACCGCCAGGAUAAUCACUGACUCUCUGGUGGUACCGAGUCUGACCCAGUGAUAGUGCAGGUUCAUAGUUGGGUUGGGCCCACGCAAAGUCCCCAGCUAGCGAUUAUGAUCCCAUGUUAACAAACCGUCUCAGAGUAGAAGUGUUGCCUUUUUAGAUUUUAAUUCCAUAAAUGGGAGGACCUGAUCCUAGAUAAACAUUCCUACUCUGAGACGCUUUGUGAAUACAGGCCCUGGACAAUAGCAGAGCUCCACCCAAUGUUCAAAGGGAAAAAGGAAAGAAAAGUAUGACAAAUAACCAAGACCCUCCUUAACAGAUGGUUAGGAAACAUGUCCCAAGUACAUAACUACACCGCCAACAGUGUUAUCACAGUGUUAUCACAGUGUUACACAAUAGCUCAAUAGUUUAUAUAUGUAAUAGCUCCUACGUAUACAUGCUGUGCAGCACAUUGGCUUACAUACAGUGGGGGAAAAAAGUAUUUAGUCAGCCACCAAUUGUGCAAGUUCUCCCACUUAAAAAGAUGAGAGAGGCCUGUAAUUUUCAUCAUAGGUACACGUCAACUAUGACAGACAAAUUGAGAAUUUUUUUCUCCAGAAAAUCACAUUGUAGGAUUUUUUAAUGAAUUUAUUUGCAAAUUAUGGUGGAAAAUAAGUAUUUGGUCACCUACAAACAAGCAAGAUUUCUGGCUCUCACAGACCUGUAACUUCUUCUUUAAGAGGCUCCUUUGUCCUCCACUCGUUACCUGUAUUAAUGGCACCUGUUUGAAUUUGUUAUCAGUAUAAAAGACACCUGUCCACAACCUCAAACAGUCACACUCCAAACUCCACUAUGGCCAAGACCAAAGAGCUGUCAAAGGACACCAGAAACAAAAUUAUAGACCUGCACCAGGCUGGGAAGACUGAAUCUGCAAUAGGUAAGCAGCUUGGUUUGAAGAAAUCAACUGUGGGAGCAAUUAUUAGGAAAUGGAAGACAUACAAGACCACUGAUAAUCUCCCUCGAUCUGGGGCUCCACGCAAGAUCUCACCCCGUGGGGUCAAAAUGAUCACAAGAACGGUGAGCAAAAAUCCCAGAACCACACGGGGGGACCUAGUGAAUGACCUGCAGAGAGCUGGGACCAAAGUAACAAAGCCUACCAUCAGUAACACACUACGCCGCCAGGGACUCAAAUCCUGCAGUGCCAGACGUGUCCCCCUGCUUAAGCCAGUACAUGUCCAGGCCCGUCUGAAGUUUGCUAGAGUGCAUUUGGAUGAUCCAGAAGAGGAUUGGGAGAAUGUCAUAUGGUCAGAUGAAACCAAAAUAGAACUUUUUGGUAAAAACUCAACUCGUCGUGUUUGGAGGACAAAGAAUGCUGAGUUGCAUCCAAAGAACACCAUACCUACUGUGAAGCAUGGGGGUGGAAACAUCAUGCUUUGGGGCUGUUUUUCUGCAAAGGGACCAGGACGACUGAUCCGUGUAAAGGAAAUAAUGAAUGGGGCCAUGUAUCGUGAGAUUCUGAGUGAAAACCUCCUUCCAUCAGCAAGGGCAUUGAAGAUGAAACGUGGCUGGGUCUUUCAGCAUGACAAUGAUCCCAAACACACCGCCCGGGCAAUGAAGGAGUGGCUUCGUAAGAAGCAUUUCAAGGUCCUGGAGUGGCCUAGCCAGUCUCCUGAUCUCAACCCCAUAGAAAAUCUUUGGAGGGAGUUGAAAGUCCGUGUUGCCCAGCGACAGCCCCAAAACAUCACUGCUCUAGAGGAGAUCUGCAUGGAGGAAUGGGCCAACAUACCAGCAACAGUGUGUGAAAACCUUGUGAAGACUUACAGAAAACGUUUGACCUGUGUCAUUGCCAACAAAGGGUAUAUAACAAAGUAUUGAGAAACUUUUGUUAUUGACCAAAUACUUAUUUUCCACCAUAAUUUGCAAAUAAAUUCAUUAAAAAUCCUACAAUGUGAUUUUCUGGACUUUUUUUCUCAUUUUAUCUGUCAUAGUUGACGUGUACCUAUGAUGAAAAUUACAGGCCUCUCUCAUCUUUUUAAGUGGGAGAACUUGCACAAUUGGUGGCUGACUAAAUACUUUUUUUCCCCACUGUAUGUGGAUGUGUAUUUACAGUAUGUAUAGUAGAAGUUUACAGUAUUGUGUAUUGUCUUUAUGGGAUGUGGAUGACAUUAGUGAGGGUUGUGUAUUAAGCUUGGGCAAUAUACCAUUUAUACCGUAUAUUGGGGUAUUUUGAAAUACCGACGGUAUGAUUUUCAAUACUGUAAAAACACUACGCCACUGCUUCUACCAUUUAAGUUAAAGCUGCAAUGUAUAACUUUUUGGGCAACCCGACCAAAUUCAUAUAGAAAUGGGAGUUAUAGAUAUGUCAUUCUCAUUGAAAGCAAGUCUAAGAAGCUGUACAUCUGUUCUAUUUCAAUGCUUCCCGUUCUUAAGUUUAAUUUUUGCGUCUUUUACUUUCAGUUUUGUACACCAGCUUCAAACAGCUGAAAAUACAAUAUUUUGGGUUAUUGAAAAUAUAUUUUACAGCGGUUUAGAUGGUACAAUGAUUGCUUGUUUUAUCACAUAAACUGAAAUUAGGCAAACUAUUAGAAUUCAAGCAACUAGGAAAUGGCGGAGUGAUUUCUGCAUAUUGCACCUUUAAGUAUAACUAUAAGAAAUCUAAGAUGUGUCAAAUAAUUAGAUCCAGCUCAGGGCAUUUGGUUUGCUAACUUGCUAGCUAAGUGGCUAGAUGCCAAGAUCAAGCUUCUUGGAUACAGCAGACAUUCAAUCCCCUCCUGGAUCAAGAUCCCUGUUGCCUAAAUAGUUUUGUGCGUAAAAAUGUUUUUAUAGUGCCCCCUUGUGCACUUCCGGUAUUACAGUAUACCCCGGUAUGGUACAGAAACGGUAUGAUCAUAUGACAAUCUGGAUACCGCCCAAACCUAUUGUAUAUAUAGCUACAGUGCCUUCAGAAAGUAUUCAGACCCCUUGACUUUUUCCACAUUUUGUUACGUUACAGCCUUAUUCAAAAAUUUAUUAAAUCGUUUUUUUCCCUCAUCAAUCUACACACAAUACCCCAUAAUGAUAAAGCAAAAACAGGUUUUAAGAAACUUUAGCAAAUUUAUUAAAAAUAAGAAACGGAAAUAUCACAUUUACAUAAUUAUUCAGACUCAGUACUUUGUUGAAGCACCUUUGGCAGCGAUUACAACCUUGAGUCUUCUUGGGUAUGACGCUACAAGCUUGGCACACCUGUAUUUGGGGAGUUUCUCCCAUUAUUCUCUGCAGAUCCUCUCAAGCUCUGUCAGGUUUGAUGGGGAGCGUUGCUGCACAGCUAUUUUCAGGUCUCUCCAGAGAUGUUAGAUCGGGUUCAAGUCCGGGCUCUGGCUGGGCCACUCAAGGACAUUCAGAGACUUGUCCCGAAGCCACUCCUGCAUUGUCUUGGCUGUGUGCUUAGGGUCGUUGUCCUGUUGGAAGGUGAUCCGUCGCCCCAGUCUGAGGUCCUGAGCGCUCUGGAGCAUGUUUUCAUCAAGGAUCUCUCUGUACUUUGCUCUGUUCAUCUUUGCCUCAAUCCUGACUAGUCUCCCAGUCCCUGCCGCUGAAAAACAUCCCCACAGCAUGAUGCUGCCACCACCAUCCUGCCAGGUUUCCUCAAGAUGUGACGCUUGGCAUUCAGGCCAAAGAGUUCAAUCUUGGUUUCAUCAGACCAGAGAAUCUUGUUUCUCAUGGUCUGAGAGUCUUUAGGUGACUUUUGGCAAACUCCAAGGCUUUUACUGAGGAGUGGCUUCCGUCUGGCCACUCUACCAUAAAGGCCUGAUUGGUGGAGUGCUGCAGAGAUGGUUGUCCUUCUGGAAGGUUCUCCCAUCUCCACAGAGGAACUCCAGAGCUCUGUCAGAGUUACCAUCGGGUUCUUGGUCACCUCCCUGACUAAGGCCCUUCUCCCCCGAUUGCUCAGUUUGGCCGGGUGGCCAGCUCUAGGAAGAGUCUUGGUGGUUCCAAACUUCUUCCAUUUAAGAAUGAUGGAGGCCACUGUGUUCUUGGGGACCUUCAAUGCUGCAGAAAUGUUUUGGGACCCUUCCCCAGAUCUGUGCCUCGACACAAUCCUGUCUCGGUGCUCUACGGACAAUUCCUUCGACCUCAUGGCCUGAUUUUUGCUCUGACAUGCACUGUCAACUGUGGGACCUUAUAUAGACAGGUGUGUGCCUUACCAAAUCAUGUCCAAUCAAUUGAAUUGACCACAGGUGGACUCCAAUCAAGUUGUAGAAACAUCUCAAGGAUUAUCAAUGGAAAAAGGAUGCACCUGAGCUUAAUUUCGAGUCUCAUAGCAAAGGGUCUGAAUACUUAUGUAAAUAAGGUAUUUCUGUUUUCUAAAACCCUUUUUUCUUCGCUUUGGCAUUAUGGGGUAUUGUGUGUAGAUUUUUUAUUUAAUCAAUUUUAGAAUUAACGUAACAAAAUGUGGGAAAAGUCCAGGGAUCUGAAUACUUUCCGAAGGCACUGUAUAUACGAUGUGUGUACGGUAUAUAAAUAGUGCCCAAAUGUUUUAAAGACAAUAGUAUUAUGACAUCACCUAAACUCCUUCCUCUCUUAUGCUUUCCUGUCCCCCUCCCCCUCUGUCCUUUUUCUAACUCCCAUCCCUCACUCUCCUUCCUCCUUCUCCAGUAUUAAACUCCAGUUCCCAGGAGGAGGUAUGUGUUAGGGACGUGAGAAUCAUUCCUAACUUCAAUGCGUCCUACCUCCCCAUGAUGCCUGAUGGCUCUGUGCUUUUGGUGGACAAUGUCUGGUAAGUACAGAUCUAGGAUCUAGGAUUUUGGGACCCCCAUUCCUAAACUUAACCAUUAUGGGUGAAACAGAAACUGACCGUAGAUCAGUGCCUGAUGGCUCUGUCCUUCUGGUGGACAAUGUCUAGUACACUCCCUUAAUCACAGAUCUAGGAUCAGAUUACAGUACCAUUAAUACCAACUUUUGCCGUUAAGGGUAAAAAAGCAUCAGUGUCUGCCGGACAAGGUCUGGUACGCUCACACAAGUGCUUUUCAGGGACGCUAGUUAUAAGUGUUGAAACAUAUUCAAUAUUUUGUUCUAAAAUGUUGCUUAAAGAUAUAAUGAGUGUCUGAAUGUUGUCUGUUUGCCAUACUACUGUUUAUUUUUUUAUGAAUCUCGAUCAGAAUAUAAAAAGUACAUCACUUUUGUAACCAUGGCGAUGACGUCCAUUACUUCCUGUCUGCAGCCACCAAUCAGCAGAGGUUGCCAUGGCGUCCUUCCACAGGAUGAACAGUAGCUCCUCCCACCUUCCCAGCAUGCUUUCUGCCCUGGAGGAGCAGAACUUGCUGUUUCAGCUGCAGCUCAGAGACCAGCCGGAGGAAGAGAGCAACGAGGUGAGAGGAGAGAGGGAGGAAUGGCGAGAGAGGUGGGGGUAUAGAGAGAGGAGAGAGGGACAGAGGGAGAGGGAAAAACAAGAGCAAUGUGUAAUAUUAAAUAAAAUGGUCCUAGUCUGUGAUGUAAAGGGCAGUGAAGGGAGUGUCUGUGUCAGUGAGAUUCAUUUCAGGUACUAUGAUAUCAUACUUAGUGUGGGAUCAUUUCGUCUGUCUUAGAUGAAACAUAUGCAUGAAAAAUCUGCCAAGAAUGUCCUUAUGUACACAGCAUGAAAUCAUGUGAGGAAUGGGAAUGUGUUUUGCUCUCUGCUUAAGGGUCUGGAGGUUCCUUUGGUAGCUGUGCUGCAGUGGUCCACCCCUAAACUUCCCUUUACCAGGUAGGUCUACAUCUACUAAUAGAUAGAACUGCCUCAUAAUCACUAUAACUACCCCACAUACUCACUAUACCUACUCCAUUAUAACAACCCCAUUACAACUACUAGCCUUCCCUUCCCCAUGUACAUCUCCACCCACUAUUAGUUGCAACCAGAGCCAUAUAAUUAAGAAUAUUGUUCUAGACAUUCAGUUACACAGCAUUGCUUAAAUAUUCCCCAUGUAAUGUUAAUAGGGCGCUAGCAUGGCUGCCAUAUAAUUUUGUAGUGUCAUGUAAAUGCAUCAUGAUGCUCAUUCUAGUGACAUUAUAUUUCCUAUGUAAUGUUAAUGGUGUGCUAACAUGGCUGCCAUAGAAUGUUGUAGUGUCAUGUAAAUGCACCAUAAUACACGAAACCUCAAUGGCCCAACCAUAGAAAUCCUGUAGGUUGUUAUCAAUAAGACGUCACAAUACGGUGCAGAGCGUUCGAUUUGCCUGCUGGGGGGCAAGGAGACUAAAACCAUUGACAACUGUGUGCCGUUUUCAAGGGAUUGUUAAAUACAUGUUAACUAUUUGGUUAUAAUAUCAUCACCUCUUGAAGAGUAUAGUCAGAACUACAAAUAUUGGAUUAUUCCAGGCAAAACAAUUGCGCACAUUUAGCUCUAUCAUCAGAGUUAUAGUUUACAGCAAGUAACUGCAUGCUUUAUGAUCAGUUAACAUCAAUUGAUCAUGUAAUUUCAGAUGCAUGAGUAUAUCUCUCAAUAUUGGCCACCGUUAAUUGGAUAUUUGAGUGAUAUAAACUAAGUGAAUUAUACCUUAGACAAGUAUGAGUGGUUUAGGGUAAUAUCCCAUCCUUUGUGGGCUCUGCCUGUCAAGCAGCAGAAGGGCGCAUUUGCCGAUGUACUGUUAGCUGAUAAUGUUUACUUUGCAAGCUACCUGACCGGUAGAAACUUAGUACAGCUGGCUUAACAUAGUGGUAAAUAGACCUAAUAUACUUUUUCAAUAGGCCUACCUAGUGUAGCUAGCUAACGUGAUCCCUUUUCAACAUUGUUUUUAAGAGUGUUUAAUCACGAUUGCUGCUGACAGAUGUGACAGGCUACACACUGGCGUAACACAGUUUCUCUGGACCCCCGCAAGGUCGGAGUUUGGCCCCCGUACCCGACUGUUUUCUAUACUGAGUAUUGCCAACCCAGACAGUAUUUCCUGAGACAUUGUGCAUUAUAUGUCCAUUGCGCUGCACACAAUUUAAACUUAGUCUUGAAUGAUGCAUGCCAAGAUACCCCAGAGAUAAGGGACUGUUGAUAUUGCAACCACACAACUCAAACAUCAGUUCACCAUUAUGAACGAAAUCGCAAGCCCUCAAGAACUGUUGUCUGCUAAAGAUGAUCAUCUGUUUGCAUCUGCCAAUUUAUUGGCUGUCCAGUAUCCAGACGACCUGUUCCCAGAGCAUCCUAUACAGUUAAUCUCUUUCCGUACCGUGUUUAGGCUGGCAAUUAAGGAGAAUGAGAGGCGCAAUUAAAGAUGUUGCAGAACUGCUGUAUUUCAAGCACCACUCACUUCUGCCCAGUUUCCCUGAUGUUGCUACGGCAAUCAAGCUGUUUUUACCGUCCCUGUAACUCGCUUCUGCGGAGUGAUCGUUUUCUAAACUAAAACUCAUAAAGAACUUCCUAAGAAGCAUUAGGCUCUCGGUCUGAUAUGCGUUUUUGAACACCUGAGUAAGCUCCACUCAUUGCACUGGCGCCGUCGUGGCCUCGUAGCUACAGCAUUUGUUUACCAAUAUCCCCUCAUACUUUCAAUCUGUUAAAAUUGGUAUUUUUCAAGGUCUGAGGCACUUUUUCAGUCACAUUCCUGAAGCCCAAAAAAACAAACACUUAGCUUCCUAGUACAUAUGGAAAUUAAAAAUAUUUAUGAAUGACUUUUUGGACGGUUACUGUCAAAUUGAUUUAUUAAAUAAAUAACAAAUAGACAUCGAUGACAGGCACAUAGGCCCCCAGAGCUCGGGGUCCACUCCACCUUGUGAGGGCUGCGGGGGUGUCCGGUACACAGGUGAGGCUACAUUGAUUGAUGGACCAUGUCAAAUUGGCUAGCUAGCUAAUAACAGAUCACGUCAAUAUGGCUAGUUAACAAGCUAACUUUAAGGGGAUAAACUAGAUGGCUAUAUUCAAAUAUUGUUUGAUUUGCUUGCCAUCUAUAGUGGUGAUGACAGUAGUCCGACUGACAACUUUACCAGGACGUGGUGCCAGGAAAAUAACCUCUCACUCAACGUCAACAAAACAAAGGAGAUGAUCGUGGACUUCAGGAAACAGCAGUGGGUGCACCCCGCUAUCCACAUCGACGGGACCGCAGUGGAGAAGGUGGAAAGCUUCAAGUUCCUUGGCGUACACAUCACUGACAAACUGAAAUGGUCCACCCACGCAGACAGUGGUGAAGAAGGCGCAACAGAGCCUCUUCAACCUCAGGAGGCUGAAGAAAUUUGGCUUGGCACCUAAAACCCUCACAAACUUUUACAGAUGCACAAUUGAGAGCAUCCUGUCGGGCUGUAUCACUGCCUGGUACGGCAACUGCACCGCCCGCAACCGCAGGGCUCUCCAGAGGGUGGUGUGUUCUGCUGAACGCAUUACCGUGGGCAAACUACCCGCCCUCCAAGACACCUAAGGCACCCGAUGUCACAGGAAGGCCAAAAAGAUCAUCAAGGACAUCAACCACCCAAGCCACUGCCUGUUCACCCUGCUAUCAUCCAGAAGGCGAGGUCAGUACAGGUGCAUCAAAGCUGGGACCGAGAGAAUGAAAAACAACUUCUAUCUCAAGGCCAUCAGACUGUUAAAUAGCCAUCACUAGCACAUUAGAGGCUGCUGCUGCCUAUUGAAAUCACUGGCCACUUUAAGAAAUGGAACACUAGUCACUUUAAUAAUGUUUACAUAUCUUGCACUACUCAUCUCAUAUGUAUAUACUGCAUUCUAUUCUAUAAUAUUUUACUGUAUCUUAGUCCAUGCCGCUCUGUCAUUGCUUGUCCAUAUACAGUGAGGGGAAAAAGUAUUUGAUCCCCUGCUGAUUUUGUACGUUUGCCCACUGACAAAGACAUGAUCAGUCUAUAAUUUUAAUGGUAGGUUUAAUUGAACAGUGAGAGACAGUAUAACAACAACAAAAUCCAGAAAAAUGCAUGUAAAAAAUGUUAUAAAUUGAUUUGUAUUUUAAUGAGGGAAAUAAGUAUUUAACCCCUCUGAAAAACAUGACUUAGUACAUGACAAAACCCUUGUUGGCAAUCACAGAGGUCAGACGUUUCUUGUAGUUGGCCACCAGGUUUGCACACAUCUCAGGAGGGAUUUUGUUCCACUCCUCUUUGCAGAUCUUCUCCAAGUCAUUAAGGUUUCGAGGCUGACGUUUGGCAACUCGAACCUUAGCUCCCUCCACAGAUUUUCUAUGGGAUUAAUGUCUGGAAACUGGCUAGGCCACUCCAGGACCUUAAUGUGCUUCUUCUUGAGCCGCUCCUUUGUUGCCUUGGCCGUGUGUUUUGGGUCAUUGUCAUGCUGGAAACCCAUCCACGACCCAUUUUCAAUGCCCUGGCUGAGGGAAGGAGGUUCUCACCCAAGAUUUGACGGUACAUGGCCCCGUCCAUCGUCCCUUUGAUGCGGUGAAGUUGUCCUGUCCCCUUAGCAGAAAUACACCCCCAAAGCAUAAUGUUUCGUUACCAAUUGUUUUCUUGGUGACUAUGGUCCUAGCUGCCUUGAGAUCAUUGACAAGAUCCUCCCGUGUAGUUGUGGGCUGAUUCCUCACCGUUCUCAUGAUCAUUGCAACUCCACGAGGUGAGAUCUUGCAUGGAGCCCCAGGCCGAGGGAGAUUGACAGUUAUUUUGUGUUCCUUCCAUUUGCGAAUAAUCGCACCAACUGUUGUCACCUUCUCACCAAGCUGCUUGGCGAUGGUCUUGUAGCCCAUUCCAGCCUUGUGUAGGUCUACAAUCUUGUCCCUGACAUCCUUGGAGAGCUCUUUGGUCUUGGCCAUGGUGGAGAGUUUGGAAUCUGAUUGAUUGAUUGCUUCUGUGGACAGGUGUCUUUUAUACAAGUAACAAACUGAGAUUAGGAGCACUCCCUUUAAGAGUGUGUGUCACGCCCUGACUUAUGGAACUCUUGUAUAUUGAGUCAGGGUGUGGAGAUCAAUGUUAUUAGUUCUAUGUUUACAUUCUAGGUAUUGUGGUUCUAUGUUUGGCCAGGUGUGAUUCCCAAUCAGAGGCAGCUGUCGCUCGUUGUCUCUGAUUGGGGAUCAUACUUAAGUAGCCUGUUGGCAAUCAUUAGUUGUGGGAUCUUGUUCCGUGUAUAGGCUUGUAUUGUGUUUAGCCUGAGGACUUCAUGUUACGUUGUUUUGUUGUUUUUGUUCGUGUGUUUAUUUUGUUAAAUAAACAUGUAUGCAUUUCACGCUGCGCCUUGGUCUGACCUGUCCUUCAACGAACGUGACAGUGUGCUCCUAAUCUCAGCUCGUUACCUGUAUAAAAGACACCUGGGAGCCAGAAAUCUUUCUGAUUGAGAUGGGGUCAAAUACUUAUUUCCCUCAUUAAAAUGCAAAUCAAUUUAUAACAUUUUUGACAUGCGUUUUUUUUUUCAAAUUUGUUCAAAUAAACCUACCAUUAAAAUUAUAGACUGAUCAUUUCUUUGUCAGUGGGCAAACGUACAAAAUCAGCAGGGGAUCAAAUACUUUUUUCCCUCACUGUAUGCAUAUAUUCUUAAAUUCCAUUCCUUACUAGAUUUGUGUGUAUUGGGUAUAUGUUGUGAAAUUGUUAGAUAUUACUGCACUGUCGGCGCUAGAAGCACAAGCAUUUCGCUACACCCGCUAUAACAUCUGCUAAACACGUGUAUGUGACAAAUACAAUUUGAUUUGAUUUGUAUAACUCUGAAGAUAGGGCUAAAUGUGGAAUAAUCAUAAAUGUGUAGUUCUGACUAUGCUCUUCAAGAGGUGAUGAUAUUAAAACCCAAUUUAGUUAUAACAUUUAUUUAACAAUCCCUUGAAAACGGCAUGUAGUUGUCAAUAGUUUUAGCAGAGCUGGGGGCCUCCUUGCCCCCCAGAAGCCAAAUCGAAUGCUCUGCACCGUAUUGUAAUGUUUUAUUGAUAACGACCUAUUCAAUUACUAGAUGGGCUAUGUCAUCAAAUCCUAAAAGUUCCUGAAUGGGAUGAAAAUGGCAGCCAUAUUGGUCAGGGAGAAAUCCAAACCAGUCUAAUUGAAAUUAAUUGCAGUAGAGGCAUAAUCCUGAUUUGACUUAUGCAGGAAAAUAAAAGUAAAGCAUAUUAUAUAUAAGAAAUGGUGUAUUCUAUAAUAUUGUCAUAUACACUACCGUUCAAAAGUUUGGGGUCACUUAGAAAUGUCCUUGUUUUCGAAAGAAAAGCAAUUUAUUUUGUCCAUAAAAAUAACAUCAAAUUGAUCAGAAAUACAGUGUAGACAUUGUUACUGUUGUAAAUGGCUAUUGUAGCUGGAAAAUGCUGAUUUUUUAUGGAAUAUCUACAUAGGCGUACAGAGGCCCAUAAUCAGCAACCAUCAGUCCUGUGUUCCAAUGGCACGUUGUGUUUGCUAAUCCAAGUUUAUCAUUUAAAAGGCUAAUUGAUCAUUAGAAAACCCUUUUGCAAUUAUGUUAGCACAGCUGAAAACGGUUGUGCUGAUUAAAGAAGCAAUACAACUGGCCUUCUUGAGACUAGUUGAGUAUCUGGAGCAUCAGCAAUUGUGGGUUCGAUUACAGAAUCAGAAUGGCCAGAAACAAAUAACUUUCUUCUGAAACUGGUCAGUCUAUUCUUGUUCUGAGAAAUGAAGGCUAUUCCAUGCAAGAAAUUGCCAAGAAACUGAAGAUCUCGUACAACGCUUUGUACUACUCCCUUCACGGAACAGCGCAAACUGGCUCUAACCAGAAUAGAAAGAGGAGUGGGAGGCCCCGGUGCACAACUGAGCAAGAGGACAAAUACAUUAGAGUGUCUAGUUUGAGAAACAGACGCCUCACAGGUCCUCAACUGGCAGCUUCAUUAAAUAGUACCCGCUAAACACCAGUCUCAACGUCAACAGUGAAGAGGCGACUCCGGGAUGCUGACCUUCUAGGCAGAGUUGCAAAGAAAAAGCCAUAUCUCAGACUGGCCAAUAAAAAGAAAAUAUUAAGAUGGGCAAAAGAACACAGACACUGGACAGAGGAAUAUUGGAAAAAAGUGUUAUGGACAGACGAAUCGAAGUUUGAGGUGUUCGGAUCACAAAGAAGAACAUUUGUGAGACACAGACCAAAUGAAAAGAUGCUGGAGGAGUGCUUGAUGCCAUCUGUCAAGCAUGGUGGAGGCAAUGUGAUGGUCUGGGGGUGCUUUGGUAGUGGUAAAGUGGGAGAUUUGUACAGGGUAAAAGGGAUCUUGAAGAAGGAAGGCUAUCACUCCAUUUUGCAACACCAUGCCAUACCCUGUGGACGGCGCUUGAUUGGAGCCAAUUUCCUCCUACAACAGGACAAUGACCCAAAGCACAGCUCCAAACUAUGCAAUAACUAUUUAGGGAAGAAGCAGUCAGCUGGUAUUCUCUAUAUAAUGGAGUGGCCAGCACAGUCACCGGAUCUCAACCCUAUUGAGCUGUUGUGGGAGCAGCUUGACCGUAUGGUACGUAAGAAGUGCCCAUCAAGCCAAUCCAACUUGUGGGAGGUGCUUCAGGAAGCGUGAAAUCUCUUCAGAUUACCUCAACAAAUUGACAACUAAAAUGCCAAAGGUCUGCAAGGCUGUAAUUGUCACGCCCUGGCUCUGGGGACUCUUAAAUGUUGAGCCAGGGUGUGGAUUUUCAUUGUUUAGUUUUCUAUGUUUUUGUUCUAGAUCGUGUUGCUCUAUGUUGGCCAGGGUGGUUCCCAAUCAGAGAUAGCUGUAGCUCGUUGUCUCUGAUUGUGUCACGAUCGUCUAGUAGCGAAGUAGACCAAGGCGCAGCGUGUGAAAGAAACAUGACUUUAUUUAAUUAAAGUUUCUAAAUACAAACCAAAACACGACUCGUGAAGUCCAACGGUUAACAUACCGACACGGAACAAAAACCCACAACACCCAAGAGAAAACACACAGUUUAAAUAUGGCUCCCAAUCAGAGACAACCAGCCGACAGCUGACACUUGUUGCCUCUGAUUGGGAGUCACACAUGCAAACAUAGACAUAGACAACCUAGAACACCCAACAUAGAAAAUGAACACAUAGAAUGCACACACCCUGGCUCAACAUAUAGAGUCCCAGAGCCAGGGUGUGACAGUACCCCCCCCUAAAGGCGCGGACUGCGACCGCGUCUUAACAAACCCCAAACAGGGGAGGGCUGGGUGGGCAUUCCUCUUCGGAGGCGGCUCCGGCUCCGGCCUUGACCACCACCCCUCCAUAAUACCCCUGUAGCGCCCCUGGUCCGGUCUGACCCCGCUGGCUGGAUCUGGACUGGACAUAGACGGAGCGGAUAGCUUACGCUCCGUUGUGGAGCAGCUGACCGGUCUUACCAGGCUGACGACUCGCACCCCGGGCUUGGUGCGAGUAGCAGGAACGGGCUGAACCAGGCUGACGACUCGCACCCCUGGCCUGGUGCGAGUGGCAGGAACGGGCUGGACCAGGCUGACGACUCGCACCCCUGGCUUGGUGCGAGUGGCAGGAACGGGCUGGACCAGGCUGACGACUCGCACCCCUGGCUUGGUGCGAGUGGCAGGAACGGGCCGGGCCGGGCUGGCGACGCGCACCGUAGGUUUGGUGCGAGUGGCAGGAACAGGCCGGGCCGGGCUGGCGACGCACACCGUAGGUUUGGUGCGAGUGGCAGGAACAGGCUGGGCCGGGCUGGCGACGCACACCGUAGGUUUGGUGCGUGGAGCAGGGACAGGCCGGGCUGGGCUGGCGACGCACCCCGUAGGCUUGGUGCGUGGAGCAGGGACAGGCCGGGCUGGGCUGGCGACGCACACCGUAGGUUUGGUGCGUGGAGCAGGGACAGGCCGGGCUGGGCUGGCGACGCACCCCGUAGGCUUAGUGCGUGGAGCAGGGACAGGCCGGGCUGGGCUGGCGACGCACCUCGUAGGCUUGGUGCGUGGAGCAGGGACAGGCCGGGCUGGGCUUGCGACGCACCCCGUAGGCUUGGUGCGUGGAGUAGGGACAGGCCGAACCGGGCUGUGGAGACGGAUAGGAGACCUGGAGUGAAGAGCGGCCACCACCCGUCCUGGCUGAAUGCCUACCCUCACACACUCUGUGUGAGGCAUCCGCACAGGACGUACAGGGCGGUGUACCCCUGGCCUGGUGGCCUCCUGGAUUCGCCCCAUCUUUGCCUCCGUCAGCCCCGUCGUCCAUGCCGUGUGCCCCCCCCUAAAAAUUUAUUGGGGUUGCCUCUCGACCCUCCGACGCUGCUCCCACGUCCAGGUUGCCUGUUCCUGGACACGCUGCUUGGUCCUGGUAUGGUGGGUUUUUCUGUCACGAUCGUCUAGUAGCGAAGUAGACCAAGGCGCAGCGUGUGAAAGAAACAUGACUUUAUUUAAUUAAAGUUUCUAAAUACAAACCAAAACACGACUCGUGAAGUCCAACGGUUAACAUACCGACACGGAACAAAAACCCACAACACCCAAGAGAAAACACACAGUUUAAAUAUGGCUCCCAAUCAGAGACAACCAGCCGACAGCUGACACUCGUUGCCUCUGAUUGGGAGUCACACAUGCAAACAUAGACAUAGACAACCUAGAACACCCAACAUAGAAAAUGAACACAUAGAAUGCACACACCCUGGCUCAACAUAUAGAGUCCCAGAGCCAGGGUGUGACAGAUUGGGGACCAUACUUAGGCAGCUUGUUGGCACCAGUUAGUUUGUGGGAUCUUGUUCCGUAAAGGUUUGUGUUGUUGUAACCUCAGGACUUCACGUAUCGUUGGUUUGUUGUUUUGGUUUUGUUCGUGUGUUAAGUACUAAUUAAAAAUGUACGCUUAUCACGCUGCGCCUUGGUUCCACGAGUCAUCAGUCAACGUUCGUGACAGUAAUUGCUGCAAAUGGAGGAUUAUUUGAUGAAAGCAAAGUUUGAAGGACACAUUUAUUAUUUGUUUUAAAAACCAUUAUUUCUAACAUUUGUACAUUUUUUUUACAUUUUUUGUCAUUUAGCAGAUGCUCUUAUCCAGAGCAACUUACAGUUAGUGAGUGCAUACAUUAUUUAUAUAUAUAUAUUGUUUUUCAUACUGGCCCCCCGUCAAUGACUACAUUUCCUAUGCAUUUUGCUACAUUUCCUAUUCAAACUCAUUUCAUGUAUGUUUUCAUGGAAAACAAGGACAUUUCUAAGUGACCCCAAACUUUUGAACGCUAGUGUAAUUAUAAAUACAAUUUAUAUGGAUUUUACAACCAUUUUCUGUAUCAAUAGCCUCUAAAAUAUAUGUAAACAGACCAUAAAUGUAUCAAUUUUUGUUUUCUUGGAAAGCUGUGAAUGUUAUUAUAUGAUACAAUAUCAGUACUUGUUGCAAUUUCAACUUGUCUAUGUACUAUCAUCAACUGAUUUCAGCCAGUGUAUGGCUGUGGAUUGACUGCAUUGUUUGAAUGGAAUGUUGGCAUAUUGGCAGUUAAUCUGAAAAAGUUUUGGAAUCAUUCCUCUAAAUCUGACUGGCUAGCUAGCUAACAAACAUACAGUGCAGAUAUAUUGUUAAAAUGCAUUAUUGUACACAAUAUCUUAUCACAGCACUGGCUUGUCAUGGUUGACCGACUCCCUCACCAAAAUGGCUUACCUUUAUCCCAUCAUUAGAAGGUUCAUAGUAUUCUAAUUCCUAAUUCUAUGGGCUCAACUCUCUAAAUACAUGGCUCUAGUUGGAACUACCCCAUAAUAACUACUCUCCAUUGACUAACUGUCCAAAUAUACCUACCCCAUUAUUACUCUACUACUUACCUUCCCAUCCCCAGGUACAUCUCCACCCACUACCAGCUGCCCAGCGUGAGACUGGACCACCCCCGGCUGGUUAUGACAGCUUCCUGUCCCAGUGCUGUGCAGCCUCAGGAGCACUUCCGGGUCAAAUACACCCUACUAAACAACCUGCAAGACUUCCUGGCUGUACGACUGGUCUGGACGCCCGAAGGUGAGGGGAAUGGGGGAUGGGAGAGGAGAAGAGAUGGAAUGAUUAUGGAGGGGGAUGGGAGUGAGAUGAGGCGGGAGGGAGGGAGAUGUAGAAAAAGGAGAAUAUUCAUAAUUUUCACACAAAAGAAGAGCGUGAUCGAGCAAGAGGAAGAGUAGAAGAGGGAUAGAAAGAGACUGACAGAGGGAGAUGACAGAGGGAGAUUACAUGGGAGAUGACAGAGGGUCCGUUAGAAAGAGACCGGGAGAGAGUGAGAGAUAGUCCAGGGAGAAGGUCGUACACUCUGAACUAAUAAAUAUGAUUGUAUUACAAAUGCCUUAGAGAGAGAGAGAUAGCGAGAGCAGAGAGCGAGAGGGACAGAGAGAGAGACAGAGAGAGAGACAGAGAGAGAGACAGAGAGAGAGAGACAGAGAGAGAGACAGAGAGAGAGACAGAGAGAGAGGGACAGAGAGAGAGACAGAGAGAGAGGGACAGAGAGAGAGACAGAGAGAGAGACAGAGAGAGGGACAGAGAGAGAGACAGAGAGAGAGACACAGAGAGAGACAGAGAGAGAGACAGAGAGAGGGACAGAGAGAGAGGGACCGAGAGAGAGAGAGACAGAGAGAGAGAGAGAGACAGAGAGAGAGACAGAGAGAGAGAGAGAGAGAGAGAGACAGAGAGAGAGAGAGAGAGAGAGACAGAGAGAGAGAGAGAGAGAGAGAGAGAGAGAGAGAGAGAGAGUGGCGGUAGAUGAAGGGAGGGAAUUCUGUCUAAGGUCCAUUGAUGAUUUAUAACAAAGCCCCUAACUAACUAACUAACUAACUAACUAACUAACUAACUAACUAACUAACUACAUACCAGAGGAACAGAAUCACUUUAGGCUAAAUUAUAUUGCUCUCUCCUUGGGUAAACUAAAUAACAGCCUCUCCCUCUCUCCCUUUCUGUCAAUGUAACCCCCUUCCUCCCCUCUAACCCCUCCCCCUCCAGGUCGUGGUCGUCAGGAGGACCCCUCUGUCAGUUCUGUGGUAUGUCAUUCCCCCCUCAACAACCUGGGCCAGUGUCGGAAAGGAUCCACCCUCUCCUUUACCGUCGGCUUCCAGAUACUCAAGGCAGGACUCUUUGAGGUACCAGAGAGAGAGACGCGUGUGCGUGUGUGUCUGUGUGUGUGUGCGUCUUUUGUUUCUCCGAUUUUGAAUACCUAACAUUACUCACAUGCCCUCCUCUCCUCCUCUCCAGUUAAGCCAGCACAUGAAGCUGAAGCUUCAGUUCACAGCGUCAUGUUCCAACCCCCCUGCUGAGGCCAGGCCCAUGUCUCUGUCCCUGUCCAGGAAGAACUCUCCCUCCAGCCCUGCUGUUAGAGACCUGCUGGACAGACAGAGUCUGGGAAGAUCACAGUCCUUCUCUCACCAACAACCAUCACGGUCGCAUUUUAUGAGGUAGGAGAUACGCACAUGUAAUGCACAGACACAUACACGACAUGGCCAAAAUAAUGUGGACACCCCUUCAAAUGAGUGGAUUUGGCUAUUUCAGCCACACCCGUUGCUGACAGGUGUAUAAAAUCGAGCACACAGCCAUGCAAUCUCCAUAGACAAACAUUGGCAGUAGAAUAGCCCGUACUGAAGAGCUCAGUGACUUUCAACGUGGCACCGUCAUAGGAUGCCACCUUUCCAACAAGUCCGUUAGUCAAAUUUCUGCCCUGCUAGAGCUGCCCCGGUCAACUGUAAGUGCUAGGAGCAACAACGGCUCAGCCGCGAAAGGGUAGGCCCUACAAGCUCACAGAACGCGACCGCCGAGUGCUGAAGCGUGUAGCGCAAAAAAUCGUCUGUCCUCGGUUGCAACACUCACUACCGAGUUCCAAACUGCCUCUGGAAGCAACGUCAGUCAUGAGUGAACAGGGAGUACAGGAGGGGACUGAGCACGCACCCCUGAGGGGCCCACGUGUUGAAGAUCAGCGUGAACUGGGAGUACAGGAGGGGACUGAGCACGCACCCCUGAGGGGCCCACGUGUUGAAGAUCAGCGUGGCGGAUGUGUUGUUACCUACCCUUACCACCUGGGGGCGGCCCGUCAGGAAGUCCAGGAUCCAGUUGCAGAGGGAGGUGUUUAGUCCCAGGGUCCUUAGCUUAGUGAUGAGCUUUGAGGGCACUAUAGUGUUGAACGCUGAGCUGUAGUCAAUGAAUAGCCUCCCGCCUCCCGAGUGGCGCAGUGGUCUAAGGCACUGCAUUGCAGUGCUAGCUGUGCCACUAUAGAUCCUGGUUUGAAUCCAGGCUCUGUCGUAGCCGGCCGCGACCGGGAUACCCAUGGGGCGGCGCACAAUUGGCCUAGCGUCGUCCAGGGUAGGGGAGGGAAUGGCUGGCAGGGAUGUAGCUCAGUUGGUAGAGCAUGGCGUUUGCAAUGCCAUGGUUGUGGGUUCGAUUCCCACUCUGGAUAAGAGCGUCUGCUAAAUGACAAAAAAUUUUUUUAAAAAUAAAUACAAUUUUGCAUUCUCACUACAUGUGGGGAGAACAAGUAUUUGACAGGAAAACCUGCAGGUUUUCCUACUUACAAAGCAUGUAGAGGUCUGUAAUUUUUAUCAUAGGUACACUUCAACUGUGAGAGACAAAACAAAAAUCCAGAAAAUCACAUUGUAUGAUUUUUAAGUAAUUCAUUUGCAUUUUAUUGCAUGACAUAAGUAUUUGAUACAUCAGAAAAGCAGAACUUAAUAUUUGGUACAGAAACCUUUGUUUGCAAUUACAGAGAUCAUACGUUUCCUGUAGGUCUUUACCAGGUUUGCACACACUGUAGCAGGGAUUUUGGCCCACUCCUCCAUACAGACCUUCUCCAGAUCCUUCAGGUUUCGGGGCUGUCGCUGGGAAAUACGGACUUUCAGCUCCCUCCAAAGAUUUUCUAUUGGGUUCAGGUCUGGAGACUGGCUAGGCCACUCCAGGACCUUGAGAUGCUUCUUACGGAGCCACUCCUUAGUUGCCCUGGCUGUGUGUUUCGGGUCGUUGUCAUGCUGGAAGACCCAGCCACGACCCAUCUUCAAUGCUCUUACUGAGGGAAGGAGGUUGUUGGCCAAGAUCUCGUGAUACAUGGCACCAUCCAUCCUCCCCUCAAUACGGUGCAGUCGUCCUGUCCCCUUUGCAGAAAAGCAUCCCCAAAGAAUGAUGUUUCCACCUCCAUGCUUCACGGUUGGGAUGGUGUUCUUGGGGUUGUACUCAUCCUUCUUCUUCCUCCAAACACGGCGAGUGGAGUUUAGACCAAAAAGCUAUAUUUUUGUCUCAUCAGACCACAUGACCUUCUCCCAUUCCUCCUCUGGAUCAUCCAGAUGGUCAUUGCCAAACUUCAGACGGGCCUGGACAUGCGCUGGCUUGAGCAGGGGGACCUUGCGUGCACUUCAGGAUUUUAAUCCAUGACGGCGUAGUGUGUUACUAAUGGUUUUCUUUGAGACUGUGGUCCCAGCUCUCUUCAGGUCAUUGACCAGGUCCUGCUGUGUAGUUCUGGGCUGAUCCCUCACCUUCCUCAUGAUCAUUGAUGCCCCACGAGGUGAGAUCUUGCAUGGAGCCCCAGACCGAGGGUGAUUGACCAUCAUCUUGAACUUCUUCUAUUUUCUAAUAAUUGCGCCAACAGUUGUUGCCUUCUCACCAAGCUGCUUGCCUAUUGUCCUGUAGCCCAUCCCAGCCUUGUGCAGGUCUACAAUUUUAUCCCUGAUGUCCUUACACAGCUCUCUGGUCUUGGCCAUUGUGGAGAGGUUGGAGUCUGUUUGAUUGAGUGUGUGGACAGGUGUCUUUUAUACAGGUAAUGAGUGGAGAACAGGAGGGCUUCUUAAAGAAAAACGAACAGGUCUGUGAGAGCCGGAAAUUCUUACUGGUUGGUAGGUGAUCAAAUACUUAUGUCAUGCAAUAAAAUGUAAAUGAAUUACUUAAAAAUCAUACAAUGUGAUUUUCUGGAUUUUUGUUUUAGAUUCCGUCUCUCACAGUUGAAGUGUACCUAUGAUAAAAAUUACAGACCUCUACAUGCUUUGUAAGUAGGAAAACCUGCAAAAUCGGCAGUGUAUGAAAUACUUGUUCUCCCCACUGUAGGUGUUCCUUUUGUCCAGGUGUGAAAGGGCAGUGUGGAGCGCAAUAGAGAUUGCAUCAUCUAUAGAUCUGUUGGGGCGGUAUGCAAAUUGGAGUGGGUCUAGGGUUUCUGGGAUAAUGGUGUUGAUGUGAGCCAUGACCAGCCUUUCAAAGCACUUCAUGGCUACAGACGUGAGUGCUAUGGGUUGAAACAUGUUGGUAUUACAGACUCUUACAGGGAAAGGUUGAAAAUGUCAGUGAAGACACUUGCCAGUUGGUCAGCGCAUGCUCAGAGUACACGUCCUGGUAAUCCGUCUGUCCCUGCGGCCUUGUGAAUGUUCACCUGUUUAAAGAUAUUAUUCACAUCGGCUACGGAGAGCGUGAUCACACAUUCGUCCGGAACAGCUGAUGCUCUCAUGCAUGUUUCAGUGUUACUUGCCUCGAAGCGAGUAACACUAAAAAUUGUUGCUAGACAACAAUUUUCAGGUCUUGCCAUAGAUUUUCAAACAUAUUUAAGUCAAAACUGUAACUCGGCCACUCAGGAACAUUCACUGUCUUUUGGGUAAGCAAUUCCAGUGUAGAUUUGUCCUUGUGUUUAAUGUUAUUGUCCUGCUGAAAGGUGAAUUAAUUCCCCGGUGUCUGGUGGAAAGCAGACUGAACCAGGUUUGCCUGUGCUUAGUUCCAUUCUGUUUCUUUUUUUUUAUCCUGAAAAACUCUCCAGUCCUUAGCGAUUACAGCCAUACCUAUAACAUGAUGCAGUCACCACCAUGCUUGAAAUUUGGAGUGGUACCCAGUAAUGUGUUGUAUUGGAUUUGCCCUAAACAUAACACUUUGCAUUCAGGACAAAAAGUUAAUUGCUUUGCCACAUUUUUUGCAGUAUUACUUUAGUGCCUUGUUGCAAACAGGAUGCAUGUUUUGGAAUGUCUUUAUUCUCUACAGGCUUCCUUCUUUUCACUCUGUCAAUUAGGUUAGUAUUGUGGAUUAACUACAAUGUUGAUCCAUCCUCAGUUUUCUCCUAUCACAGCUAUUCAACUCUGUAACUGUUUUAAAGUCACCAUUGGCCUCAUGGUGAAAUCCCUGAGCAGUUUCCUUCCUCUCCAGCAACUGAGUUAGGAAGGACGCAUGUAUCUUUGUAGUGACUGGGUGUAUUGCUACACUAUCCAAAGUGAAAUUAAUAACUUCACCAUGCUCAAAGGGAUAUUCAAUGUCUGCUUUUUAAAUUUUUGACCCAUCUACCAAUAGGUACCCUUCUUUGCGAGGCAUUGGAAAACCUCCCUGGUCUUUGUGGUUGAAUCUGUGUUUGAAAUUCAGUUUUGGACUGAGGGACUUUACAGAUAAUUGUAUGUGUGGGGUAUUGCACACAGAGGGAUUCCAUGCAAUUUAUUAUGUGACUUAAGCACAUUUUUAUUCCUAAACGUAUUUAGGCUUGCCAUAACAAAGGGGUUGAAUACAUAUUGACUCAAGACAUUUCAGCUUUUCAUUUGUAAUGAAAAUAAAAUUAAAAUGAAAAACACAAUUCCACUUUGACAUUAUGGGGUAUUGUGUGUUGGCCAGUGACCAAAAAUAUAUAAAUUAAAUUCAGUCUGUAAAACAACAAAAUGUGGAAAAAGUCAAGGGGUGUGAAUACUUUCUAAAGGCACACACACAAACACACAUCAGCAUACAUGCAAUGCAUCAACUCAUACACACACACACAUACUGUAAGCAUACAUGUACACACUCAUACACACACACACACCCCGUAAUCCCUAAAUUCUGGCGGUGACUCCCUGACCUCUUUCUGACUCUGACCUCUGUCCUAAUCAUCCUCAUCGUGUGUGUGUAUGUCUCUUUGUCAAAUCAAAUCAAAUCAAAUUGUAUUGGUCACAUACAUGUGUCUAGCAGAUGUUAUUGCGGGCGUAGCGAAAUGCUUGUGUUUCUAGCUCCAACAGUGCAGUAUAUCUAACAAGUUCCUUGUGUAAUGCUGUAUUUGUGUCUCUGUGUGUGUGUGUGUGUGUGUGUGUGUGUGUGUGUGUGUGUGUGUGUGUGUGUUCUAGGACGGGAAGUGUGAUGGAGCGCAGGGCCAUCACCCCUCCAGUGGGGUCCCCAGUGGGUCGACCCCUCUACCUCCCCCCCGACCGCCCGGUCCUCUCACUGGACAAGAUCGCCAAGAGAGAGUGUAAGGUACUGGUGCUGGAACCUGGAAGAGACUGAGAGACAAGGCGAGAGACAGGGAGAGGUAGUACUGGUGCUUGAGCCAGGUAGAAACAAUGACACUGUGAAGGAGGGAGGGAGUGAAGGAAGGAAGAAGGGAGACAAAGAGGAGAGAGAGAGACAUCUCUCAUGCUGAACAUUUCCUACAUCCUACAACAAGGCACGCGUGAACAAUGAUUUACCAGACAGACAGACAGUGAAUGACUGACUGUACGUGAGCCACAUCAUUUGAAGACACCGGAGAAGUUACUUUCAACAACAUCAUUUCACGUUUUUAUCUCAACAACAUUUCAAGUUUUUAUUUCACUUUAAGGUCAACAUUCCAUUUCAUUCCUUGUUUUAUUCCUUGUGUAAUGCUGUAAUGAAAUGUGUAAAUAAUUGUUAAGGUUUUAAACAGGGUGAAGACAGAACCAGACUAUUUGUAGCAAAGUUUUGGGCACUUUUUCACUGAAGAUUGCUGUGUUUUCUUUACAGGGUUAUGGUAGUAGUUAAUACCUUGUUAAUACAUGUUGUUAUACACUGGUAUACAUUUUACACAGUAUAUUGUUCUCUAACACGUUCCUGACAAAAUGUACUUGAUGUAACACUUGGAUGUUAGGAUAAUUUUGUUAGUAAAAAACUGGAUUCUCUAACGUGAUGGAUGUCAAACUUGUUAUAAGAAAAGCACCAGGGGACCACAGGGAAGGGGUUGAGUUCUGUUGCAUUGUGGAAUAACUCUAGCCUGGUCUCAGAUCUGUU
This is a messenger RNA of Coregonus sp. 'balchen', 26336 nucleotides long. NCBI's taxonomy places the organism in Eukaryota, Metazoa, Chordata, Actinopteri, Salmoniformes, Salmonidae. The record is from the annotation of a GenBank genome assembly.